AUGAUUGAUGCCAAAAAUUACAAUGCUCUUAGCUUGGCCCAGCCAACAGACUUCAAGUCCAUGCUGAAGUCGGGAGAAUUGCUCUGGGGCACACAAUGUCGAAUCCCGCAUGAAGAAGCUGCUCGAGUUGUCGCUGCGACACCAUUCAAUUUCUGUUUUAUCGACGCGGAGCAUACUCCUCUCAAUUCUACACUUCUCGCCAGUCUCAUUCGAACUGUCCAGUAUCACUCCAAUGGUGCUAUGGUCCCUUUUGUGCGAAUUCCCAGUUCGACACCAGAUCAAGUGAAUCAUGCACUUAAUGCAGGAGCCGGGGGUAUAGUCAUGCCUCAUGUUCAGAAUGCGCAACAAGCACGUACGCUUGCUCAACUUGCGCGAUUUCCUCCACAAGGUGGUCGGAGUUUCCCUCCAGCUGCUCUAAUUGGGGACUCGCAAUCAAAGACGCCUGCGGGAAAAACAAUUUACGAUGUUUGGAACGAUAACAUCGCUGUUUUCUGCCAAAUUGAAGAUCCUGAGGGCGUGAGGAAUGUGGAUGAGAUCUGCAAAGUUCCCGGAAUCGACGGAAUUUUAGUUGGCACAGGUGACCUCCGAAUGUCGAUGGGGUUGCCCGGUGGAACGUUGGACGGAGAUGAAGAUAUUUUUCUCGAUGGCUUGUAUAAGAUUUGCCGUGCCGCAGCUGCAAAUGAUAUUCCAAUCAUGGGGUUUGGCUCUACCCCACAGAUACUGGAAAGACGAAUCACGAUGGGUUGGAGGGCGUUCAUUGUUCAUGCGGAUUUCUCGGGCAUUUACAAUUCUGCGGUCCAGAGCAUCUCGUCCUGUCAAGGGAUUGCGGAUCGUGUAACCGCCAGCCCAGUACAAAAUGGAGUGCUAGGAGAGAACUAG
Messenger RNA from Penicillium verrucosum, 879 nucleotides. Its product is annotated as HpcH/HpaI aldolase family protein. The record is from RefSeq and is a predicted model, not a curated record. Gene Ontology annotation, cellular component: cytoplasm. Gene Ontology annotation, molecular function: aldehyde-lyase activity. Bases 1 to 879 code for a protein of 292 amino acids. The transcript is spliced from 3 exons. NCBI's taxonomy places the organism in Eukaryota, Fungi, Ascomycota, Eurotiomycetes, Eurotiales, Aspergillaceae.